AGGAGCGUAGCGGAGGGAGUGUUAGUCCUUCCGGGUCUCCGCAGUCCGUCUUCUUGGAGCUCACUUAGCAUCUCCGACUGUGUCUCGCGCUCAUCUCAUUGGACAUUUGGACACAACAAUACCCGGAUGUGAAGAGGAGAUCGGUGUGGUUUUAAGGGCCGACAUGGAGCUGCGGACAGAAGCAGAGGUCCAGCAGCUGUUGGUGGUUAAAGAAGAACAUGAGUGGAGUCCCAGUCUGGACCAAGAGGAACCAGAGCCCCCCCACAUUAAAGAGGAGGAGCUUCAAGGGCUGGAGGAGGCUGACAUGAAGGUCUCAUUCACUGUUGUGAAGAGUGAAGGUGAUGAAGAGGAAGCUCAGUCCUCACAGCUUCAUCAGAGACAAACUGAACCGAUGGAGACAAAAGGUGAUGGAGAGGACUGUGGAGGACCAGAACCAGAAAGGAAUUCAAGUCCAGAUACUGAGACUUCAGACUUUGAAUCUCAGCCUGACAAAGACUGGAAGGAUCCUGUAAGAAAAGCCUUCAGCUGCUCUGUGUGCGCCAAAACAUUUAAACGGAGAGGGAAUCUGAACAUACACAUGAGGACUCACGUGGGAGUGAAACCCUUCGGCUGCUCCCUGUGUAGUAAAAGGUUCACUCAGAAAGCAGGUCUGGACUAUCACCUGAAAAUCCACACCGGAGAGAAACCGUUCAGCUGCUCCCUCUGUGGUAAAAGCUUUCGACACAAAGGAGCACUUACGUCUCACAUGGCGAGGCACUCGGAGGUGAAACCAUUCUCUUGCGGCAUCUGCAACAAAAGAUUCGGGACUGAGUCGCAGCUCCAAGUCCACAAGUGCGUGGGUGAGCGCCCGCGGUUCCUCCGGGGCCGAGCAGGCCGAUGUGGCGAGCCCUUGAGCUGCUCGGAGUGUGAUGCGACAUUUCCCAACAACUACCUCCUGAUGACCCAUGAAAGGAUGCACAGAGGAAAGAAGCUGUUCACCUGCGGCGUCUGCGGCCAGAAGCGUCAGUUCAGCUCCCAUUUGGCAAUACACAUGAGAACCCACACCGGGGAGAAACCGUUCAGAUGCUCUGUGUGCGGCAAAAGAUUCUCCCAGAGGGGAAUCAUGUCGCAACACAUGGCGGUCCACUCAGGGGUGAAGCCGUUCAGCUGCGCCGUCUGUGGCAGGAGAUUCUUUUGGCAUUUUCAGAUCAAGAAACACAAGUGUCUCGAGGAGCUCUGUCGAUUCAAAGGAGCAGUCUUUAAUGGAGGGGACUGUGACCGAGAAGAGGCAGCAGGCAGCUCAGAUCCGGUUAGACUCCCAAAACCAGGUACCAAUAAAGACACCAAGCCGUCGUCUGUUGAGGACAGUGUUGACGUUGAGUUUUGGACAGAGACCAGGAAACACCAGUCAGGGUUUACGUACCAGAGAAAUAGAAAAGUUUCUGUGAAUGAUGGAUUUAAAAGCAGUAAGACACCAUUCAGCUGCUCCGAUAACAGGACUGAAGCUGAGCCCACGGCUGAUGAUGGAGGUCAUGGUCCAAAGCCUCUAAAAGGUGAGCAGGUCUUUGUGGGUGAUCCAGGAUUUAACAGCAACAUGAAACCUUCCAGCUUCUCUGAUCGUCACCGAAGAUCUGAAGAUGGUCUCACUUUGCUGACCCAUGGGAACUCCCCCGUGGGAGGAAAACCAUUCGGCUGCUUAUUUUGCGGGAAAGGCUCUGCAAUGGCGGGAUAUCUGUCAAGACCCAUACCUAUCCAUAUAGGAGAGAGAACGCUCGGCUGUGUAAUUUGUCACAAGACAUUCUCUCCAGAGUCUGACCCUGUGGGUGACGAGUGCACCAGCGAGCCCUCGCAGCUCUGCGAUGACGACGGGUUGGCCGGCGGAUACCAGAUCCCCGCAGGGUUUAAUCCAAAGCACCAGCUGCAUGUUCCCAUAAGACUCCACACGGGACUGAAGCCGUUUGGUUGCUCGGUUUGUGGUAGAACGUUCGCAGAGCGUGAGAGUUUGCGUUCUCACGUGACGUGUCACACGGCGGAGAAACCUUUCAGCUGCUCAGUGUGCAACACAGGAUGCAGUGAUAGCGAGGAUUUGGUACAGCACAUGAGGGUCCACACGAGACAAACACAGUUUAGUUGCACCGUUUGUGGAAAAGAAUUUGCAUGGAGGAGACAUCUGGAAAAACAUCUGGAAAUCCACUCGCGGGACAAGGUCUACAGCUGCAGAUAUUUUCAACAAAGAUUCAGUUGGCAUUAUCAGCUGAAGUAUCACCAGUGCGUUGGCCAUCAGUCCUCACAGCUUCAUCAGCGACAAAUUGGCGAGUGCAGAGAGGCAGAACCUGCAGAAGGUGACAGAGAGGACUUUGAAGGAUCACAACCAGACAGGAACUCCGAUCCAGAUGAACAUCCACAACCAUGUGCUGGAGACUCUUCUGAACCGGAGACUGAAGACAGUGCCGACAGUCAUUUCUGGGAAGAGAGCUGUGGACGUCUGUCGGGUUUCAAUUCUCUGAAAAAGGAUGAAGUCUCUCAGGUCAAUGAAACGUUUAUCAACCACCACAAAAAAAGUUCUACGGGAGGGGAUCCAUCAACACGAGUAGGAAGUCCCGACCGGCACAUGGACCAAAAGCCCUCCCACAUUAAAGAGGAACUGGAGGACCUCUGGACCAGUCAGGAGGGAGAGCAGCUUCAAGGGCUGGAAGAGCGAGACAUGAAGAUCUCAUUCACUCCUGUGAAGAGUGAAGAUGAUGAAGAGGAAGCUCAGUCCUUACAGCUUCAUCAGAGACCAACUGAACAGAUGGAGACAGAAGGUAAUGGAGAGGACAUUGGAGGACCAGAACCAGACAGGAACUCGCGUCCAGAACCAGCUACAGAUGAUAGUGUUGAUAGUGAUUUUUGGAAGGAGACCAGAGAACCUCAGUCAGGUUUAUACUCUCUGAAAGGUAGUGAGAUCUCUGACACAAUUAUGGAAUGUCACGCUGUCAACAAAGAUGUCGGAGCGUCAGAGAGCAGCCACAGUGUUGACAGUGAUAUCUGGAAAGACAAUUCUCCGAAUGGUGACAAGGUUCCACAAAGUGAAACCAGGUUCACUGUCACAAAACCCUACACCUGCUCUGAGUGUGGGAAACGAUUCCACCACAACUACAACCUGAGGAACCACAUUAAGUACCACACAGGAGAAAAGGCCUUCUUUUGCUCCAUUUGCGGCCUGAAGUGUCUAUACAAAUCCCACCUGGAGAUCCACAUGAGGACGCACACCAGGGAGAAACCCUUCCCCUGCUCUGUGUGCGGGAAGAGAUACGCGCACAAGGCUAGCAUGCAGUCCCACAUGGCCGUUCACACCGUGGAGAAGCAGUAUGUCUGCGGCGCCUGCGGCCGAGGCUUCGCCUGGUACACAGAGCUGAAGUACCACCAGUGUGCCAGCGAGUCGCUGGCCGGGGGGAAACCGUGUGACCAGGCUUAGUUUUUACAAAGAUCAGUUGGCAGUAAAGGAUCCGAUGAAGCAGUGACGGAUCCUUCGAGGAGCUGGAAGUUCUUUUUGCUUUAGAGGGUUGAGAAAGUUAAAUAAAUGCUCAUCAAGAUCAUUUGUUUUAUCUAAGGAAGUAUUUUAUAAAUCUGGUACCAUCCAAUCACUAUAAUGUGUGUUAAGCUUCUGAACAUUUCUUCUGAUGACAAUAAACUAUGAACCUGUGAACUUCCUGUAGGUCUUGGACAAUCGUCACACUCCAUUGGUGAAUAACCAAAUGUUCUCUUUGCUCAGAUGAGUGACAUUAAAGUGGUGGAGCAGACGGAAUCCUGUUUGUUCAUAAUUUAAACAUAAGAUGAUGUAGAAACGUUUUGUAUAUGUACUAUAUAUGUAUAUAUGUGUGUGUGUAUAUAUAUAUAUAUGUUACACAGCUUAAUAUCGUAUACUAUGAUAUUACUGUCGCAGGCUGAUGUCACAUAAACAUGUCAUACAGUAAAUCUAACGGCCUUCUGACAAUGUUCACAUGAGAGUCGGAUGCACACACACACACACACACACACCCCGUGUAGACUCACACACACACCCUGUGUAGACUCACACACACACGCCCCGUGUAGACUCACACACACACACACACACACACACACACACACACACCCCGUGUAGACUCUCACGUCGUCCCGAAAUGCGUUCAGGAACACUAAACGUCCCUGCUGACACAGUAAUAUAUAGAAACAAGGAGAACACCAACAAUUUUCCGUGCCCUUGAGCGAGGCAGCGACCCCCUGAGGACACCACCGACCAGCUGGGAGAUGCAUGAUGGGAAAGAAGUUCAUAACAGUUUGUUUAAAUUUAGUUUGAGACCAAACCUGAGGCCACGAGUUCAGGGCAGGACCUUCGUUAGUACAAUUGUAGCUGAAGCUAAUUAAUUAACCUUUAGACUUUUCUUCUCAAUAGUUUUGUCUUAUUAUUUCAUCCUUGAAAGUGUGCGUAUUAUUUAGAUUAAUGUUGAGAGUGAAGAAAUCAAAGUGUUAUGCUGCUAAAAUAGUCAUUCAAAUGGAAAUGCAACUUAUUCAAGCAACCGUUAAUAAUAAUAAAGAUAUGGACGUCUCCUUGUUUGCAUUAUCUUCUUCUCUUCAUUCUUUUAGGUGCCGUCAGUUUCCAGAUGGUUUUGUGUGCUUUUUUUGUGUGUCUGUGGUUUAGCGACUGAAUCUGUAGGUUUUUAAACUGAUGUUUGUCUUUAAUCUUCAUCAUUUAUCUGAUUAACUCCUGUUUUUCUCUUUUCUGUUGAACACCGUUUCCCACGAUGCAUUUCAUGGCUGCGUUGAACCCUGUAGUGUCUUAAGAAGCCCCUUAAUCCUCAUGAGUCACUUCCUUCGCUCAAGUAGUGAGUGUUUGUUUUUCCCGCGAAUCACUAAUUCAUGGUUUUAAUGAAUGAUUUCCCUCCCUGACAGAAUAAAUACUGUUAAUCUGGUACCAACA
Molecule: messenger RNA, 4921 nt
Organism: Gasterosteus aculeatus aculeatus (three-spined stickleback)
Lineage: Eukaryota; Metazoa; Chordata; Actinopteri; Perciformes; Gasterosteidae
Source: RefSeq, a predicted model, not a curated record